This is a messenger RNA of Debaryomyces fabryi, 1791 nucleotides long. It is a transcript of the gene CRZ1, whose product is annotated as DNA-binding transcription factor. Gene Ontology annotation, biological process: regulation of transcription by RNA polymerase II. The coding region runs from base 1 to 1791 and encodes 596 amino acids. Gene Ontology annotation, molecular function: DNA-binding transcription factor activity, RNA polymerase II-specific; RNA polymerase II cis-regulatory region sequence-specific DNA binding. The transcript has a single exon. The record is from RefSeq and is a predicted model, not a curated record. Lineage: Eukaryota; Fungi; Ascomycota; Pichiomycetes; Serinales; Debaryomycetaceae.
AUGUCAAAUGAAAUCAAAAGUGAAGAAGAUCAGCUAUAUGAUAUAUUGAAUCUUUCACCUCCAGUAGAUAUAAAGUUAAACAGUCCUAUAAAUAUGGCAGGACUGGGCCGUUAUAACUCAAUGGAGGAGAACCAAUACCUGAAGCCAGAAACGGAAGAUUUAUUCAUUAAACCAGUAAUGGGGGUACCGGUGAAUGCCCAGCCGAUGCAAUCCGCAAUGCAUGGAGGAGGAAACCAACGGAUGUCACAUACAAACACGAACUCUUCAAUUUCAGUAGGCAAUAACCAACAGAAUGGAGAUAUGUACGAUGGAAUGUUCAAUAGGAAUGUGAAUAUUAACUUGAGCAAUAAUCCAGGAUUGUCGUUAAAUUCUAAUAACCUUCAGCAAUUAAAUAGUGAGUUAUUGUCACCGCCAAACAUGUUUGGAAACCUGAAUCACCUUCAUCCACAAUCCCCCUCGGUAUAUUCAUCGCAUUCAUUGUAUAGUGAUACCUCGCUGAAUCCAGGCAGUCCAUAUGUCGACGCUGCUUCGCAUUUCAGUAAUGCUUAUUCUGAUGUGCAACAGCAUCCACGACAACAACAACAACAACAAUACCUUGACUCUAAUAACCAAGGUAACUUAAAUUCGUUUGAUACUGAAAUUGCCCUAGGAGGUUCUAUUUCGAGUACAAAUCUCAUGGGUAUGUCAGAAAACGCAAUGCAACAACCUGUUCCUCAAUUUAAUUACUCAGUCACCCAAGCAUUUAACGGACAACAAGAACAAUAUAAUGGAAGCAAUAAUUUAGAUUCAAAUAACCAAAGCUACAAUUAUCAACAAAACUUGAAUUCCAUGAACAAGUUGACAGAAAAUAACUUGAUUAAUUAUAAUACAAUGCAAAAAGAGUCACAGCGCGAGGUGUCAAUUUCCAUAGACCAGGUACCGGAGCAAGUGGCGGCCAAAACACCAUCUUUAUUCAGUAAUUCAUCACAUAAUUCGUCUAAUAAUUCUCCUCAUAGACAAAAUCAUGGCAAUGAGUUGAUACCCAAUUAUCAAUUAACGCCUACUAGUCCCGGGUCAGUCAUUUCAGACGUAUCCGAUCAACAUAGUUCGUUAUUAAAUCCAGAUGAGUAUCAAACCAUUAAGAGAGGUAGAAAGAAGAAUCAUUCUGCAAGGUCUCUGCGGUCUAGACUGACUUCCCGGUCUAGAUCGAAGAGUAUAUCCCAGGAAGAGGAUCUCGAUGACGAUGAAAGCUCUGUUGCUUCGAAUAAUGGGGCAGUUUCGUCAAGAGAAAAGAUGUUAGAAUUGGCAUCACCAAAUCAAUCCUCCAAAAGAACUCAAAAGCAUCCAUCCGUAUACGCGUGUCAUUUGUGUGAUAAGAGGUUUACAAGGCCUUAUAAUUUAAAAUCACAUCUUAGAACCCAUACCGAUGAGAGACCUUUUAUUUGUAAUGUAUGCGGGAAGGCUUUCGCAAGACAACAUGAUCGUAAAAGACAUGAGGAUUUGCAUACGGGAGAAAAGAAAUUCCAAUGUAAAGGAUUUUUAAAGGAUGGUACACCCUAUGGUUGUGGAAGAAAGUUCGCAAGGGCGGAUGCUUUAAGAAGACAUUUUCAAACUGAGGCAGGUAAGGAAUGUAUUAGACUUCUAGUCGAAGAAGACGAAAGAGAUCGUGGGGAUGAUCCGCUGAGAGAUCCAGCAUCUAUCGGUGAAUCUGGAACAGCUAAUGAAUACUUGAGUCCAACGAGUGCAUUAAUAAGUAGUACGUCGAAUAGCAUGCAUUCAAUUCCUCAAGUGGCUAUUUCUCCUCCAGAUUAA